CUAUUUUCUACAAGGUGUUCAUGAACGCAUCACCAGGAUCCUGAAAUUUACGGAGAUUAACAGCAGCCGACUGUUGUUGUUUUUUAAACAUUGGCGGAUUAAACCAACACACAUGGAGUUAUUCGUAUUAUCCACAUUUUGACGGAUGGCGUCUUUUUUGGGAGCGAGACUGUCCGUCUGCUGACAUGCCCGAAAGGAGUUGGUGGCUCCGACUGCUGCCGCUCUGCGAGGUUGCUGCUUGGCCGAAAGACAGCCGCUGAGAGCCGCCUCAACUUUUCCCGAACGCCUCGCGAGCAAAGGAAGGACGCCCGCUUCAUCGACUCUUCCUUUUACAGCGUUAUUCGACGAUAAAAGUGUCGAAUGGACAUUUGAAAAAGUAAUAAUGCACGACCGAGUCCUCCACGCGAACGGCCAUGGCGCAGCCACAAGGGCAGUCUGAAUAAAGCGAGCGCUCGUUGACUUGGCUCCAGCGAAUAGCCCGCACCGGAUUCUCCCUCAACGCCAGAGCCACAAUGGACAUCUUUCCCAGGCCCAGCGGCGAAAUACAGCGGAGGAACCCUCAGCACGACUUUGAGCUCAUCCAGAGGGUUGGCAGCGGCACCUACGGGGACGUCUACAAGGCUCGCAACAUCCAAACCGGAGAGCUGACCGCGGUCAAGAUCAUCAAGCUGGAAGCAGGGGACGACUUUUCCAUCAUCCAACAGGAAAUCUUCAUGGUGAAGGAAUGCAUGCACCACAACAUCGUGGCCUACUUUGGGAGCUACCUCUGUCGAGAGAAGCUGUGGAUAUGCAUGGAGUACUGCGGUGGGGGAUCCCUGCAGGAUAUUUAUCAUGUGACGGGUCCUCUGUCAGAGAUGCAAAUUGCGUACGUCUGCAGGGAAACUUUACAGGGUUUGGGAUACCUGCACACAAAGGGCAAAAUGCACCGUGAUAUUAAGGGCGCCAACAUACUUUUGACAAACGACGGAGACAUCAAGUUGGCCGACUUUGGCGUAGCAGCAAAAAUAACAGCCACCAUCGCCAAAAGAAAGUCCUUCAUCGGGACGCCUUACUGGAUGGCUCCGGAGGUGGCAGCGGUGGAGAAGAACGGUGGCUACAACCAGCUUUGCGACAUCUGGGCGGUGGGCAUCACGUCCAUUGAGCUGGCCGAGUUGCAGCCCCCCAUGUUUGACCUCCACCCCAUGAGGGCCUUGUUUCUGAUGUCAAAGAGCAGCUUCCAGCCGCCCAAGCUAAAAGACAAAAACAAAUGGUCUGCUGCAUUCCACAACUUUGUCAAAGUGUCCCUGACCAAAAACCCCAAGAAGAGACCCACAGCAGAAAAACUCCUUUCACACGUGUACGUGGCGCAGACGGGCUUGACGAGGCGGCUUGCCGUCGACCUCCUGGACAAGAUGAACAACCCCGACAACCAUCAGCAUUACAGCGAGGCGGACGACGACGACCUCGAGCCCCUCUCCGUGGUCCGACACACCAUCCGCUCCACCAACAAGCAUAACCGGGCCGAGAGGACGCGCUCUGAGAUGGCCUUCGACAAGUUGCAGUUUGAACCCCCGCUGCGGAAGGAAACUGAGGCCCAUUCGGAAAUGGAUGUGAGUAAAGAUAAUGACUUCCCGUCCCCCUGGAGCCCCUUUGCAGAGGGAGGAAUAACAGCCAGGAGUCUCCUCAAAAGCGUUGAGGACGAGUUGUUCCAACGGGGACACGUCGCUCACCUGCAGGACGCCGUUGAAGAAGUGGAACUAGCCACACUCAAGCCAGGAUAUCCUCCUCCUCGGCCCCCGAAGCCCCCCUUGGUCUGCCCCUACGAGGAGCCGGGCCUCAACGACGAGCGCUCUCUCACGGUGCGGCGCUUCCCGAACGCGGAGAACGGCCCAGGUCAGGCCGCGCGACGCCGGAGCACGCCGGAACACGGCAACAAGGCCGCGAGACCCUCGCCGGACUACCUCUCGAUCAGCGUCAGCAGCCCCGGGCUCUUGUCUCAUGCCUCAGACCAAGACGACGACUCGGAGGAAAGUGUCAAUGGCGACAGUCCCAGGCCGGCACCCCACCGGGUGCAUCGGAAGCUAAAGAAGGAUUUUCCCAAACCUGCCAUCAACGGCCUGCCACCCACACCCAAAGUGCUGAUGGGGGCUUGUUUCUCCAAAGUGUUCGACGGGUGUCCUCUGAAGAUCAACUGCGCUACAUCUUGGAUCCAUCCGGACACCAAAGAUCAGUACCUGAUCUUUGGGACAGAAGACGGCAUCUACACGCUCAACCUGAAUGAGCUGCAUGAGGCCACAAUGGAGCAGCUGUUCCCCAGGAAGUGCACGUGGCUGUACGUUAUCAACAACAACCUGAUGUCUUUAUCGGGGAAAAACUUCCAGCUGUACUCCCACAAUCUCAUCGGGCUCUUUGAGCAGCUGAAGAAACCGGGCCUGGCUGCCCAGUUCCAGACGCACCGUUUCCCGGACAAGAUUCUGCCCAGGAGGUUCGCCUUGACGACCAAGAUCCCGGACACAAAGGGCUGUCACAAGUGCUGCAUCGUGAGGAACCCGUACACGGGCCACAAGUAUCUCUGUGGAGCGCUGCAGUCUGGCAUCGUCCUCCUGCAGUGGUAUGAGCCCAUGCAGAGGUUUAUGCUCAUCAAGCACUUUGACUUCCCACUUCCCAGCCCGCUGAAGGUGUUCGAGAUGCUGGUGGUGCCCGAGCAGGAGUACCCGCUGCUGUGCGUGGCCAUCAGCCAGGGGGCCGAGCCUGGCCAGGUGGUCCGCUUUGAGACCAUCAACCUCAACUCCUGCUCUUCCUGGUUCACUGAAAUGGGAACCAGUAACCAGCAGGUGGACGCCAUCCAUGUCACGCAGCUGGAGCGAGACACAGUGUUGGUGUGUUUGGACCAAAACUUGAAGAUCGUUAACCUUCAGGGCAAAUUGAAGUCCAACAAGAAGCUGGCGUCCGAGCUCAGUUUUGACUUCAGCAUCGGAUCAGUUGUGUGCCUGCAAGACAGCGUUCUGGCCUUCUGGAAGCACGGCAUGCAGGGCAAGAGCUUCAAAUCGAACGAGGUGACGCAGGAGAUCUGUGACCCGAGCAGAGUUUUCCGGCUCCUUGGAUCCGACAGGGUGGUGGUUCUGGAGAGCCGGCCCACGGACAACCCGACGGCGCUGAGCAACCUCUACAUCCUGGCGGGUCACGAGAACAGUUACUGAUCCACCAGGUGGAACCAGAGUAGCAUUUUGUUUUGGGUUCUUUUGACACAGGAAGAACUUUCUGUCGCCGCACGGUCUGUUUUCGUUGUCAAGCCGCUCCGCUCUUCGGACUCGCAAGGAGCCGGUGAGGAACGUCCAAACACAACAGAAGUUCACAAACGAGAACUUAUAUAUAAAUAUAAAUAUAUUUCCUGUACAUUUUACAUCCGCUUAAUUGUGGAUAUCAUAAGUGCCAUUCAAAGCUGGUGAGUAUCUUUUUUGGGAGACUUUAAGGGCCCCCCGAGGCUGGCCCGGACCGUCCGCGGUCCGACUCGAGCAGAGUGCCACAAACACCUGAGCCAACACGCGGGUUAUUUAAGCAAUAUUUAUUAUCAUCCUUAAUCUUAACCUCUGGUGUGUCGGACAAACUAAUAACCAGCAGCCUUCCGAGCAAGUUUGGGUGCUUCGUGCAUUUGUAACAUAGUCACUUCCAUCCUUUCUACACCUUGAAAGUAAUGUACAAAUGCGCGUCCUUUUAUUCUUUUUAUAGACUUACAACUACUUAUUUGCACCGCGUAAGCACUUUUGUACAUUUUUUUUCCUUGUAUUUGUAAUUUAAAACCAGAACAUGAGGGACGACGCACGCUUCUGUCGACAUCUUUG
Messenger RNA from Syngnathoides biaculeatus (alligator pipefish), 3821 nucleotides. It is a transcript of the gene map4k5, whose product is annotated as mitogen-activated protein kinase kinase kinase kinase 5. The record is from RefSeq and is a predicted model, not a curated record. The coding region runs from base 513 to 3179 and encodes 888 amino acids. The transcript has 34 exons. Lineage: Eukaryota; Metazoa; Chordata; Actinopteri; Syngnathiformes; Syngnathidae. Gene Ontology annotation, molecular function: ATP binding; MAP kinase kinase kinase kinase activity. Gene Ontology annotation, biological process: protein phosphorylation.